AUGGUCUGCCUCACGACCCUGUUACUGCUGGCGCCCGGCGUCUAUGCAGGUGCAGUCUUUGGUCGACAGGAACAAGCUGCCAACUCUAGCUGCAAAGCCAUCCCAGGCGACAACACCUGGCCAUCGCAGCAAGCUUGGGGUCAGUUGAACCAAACCAUUGGCGGUCGUCUGAUUGAGACAGUUCCCCAGGCGGCUAUAUGCCACCCAGGAGGCUAUGCGGGUCUCUCCCAGAAUCAAACAGCAUGCGACUCACUAAAAAAGGAAUGGGAUUACCCCAAAGCAUUCCCCUACUACCGCACAGAUCAACCCUGCACGCUAGGCAAACUUGUCAGCUACGCUGUCCCGGUGGAGAGCCCCGCCGACGUCGUCGCUGCCAUCAACUUCACGCAGACGCACAAUGUACGCCUCGUCAUCAAGAACACGGGUCACGAUUGGCUGGGAAAGUCGACCGGCACAGGCGGCCUCUCACUCUGGACGCAUAAUCUAAAGGCCAAGCAAGUUUUGAACUACACCAGCACGCACUACGCAGGUCCUGCUAUCAAAGUGGGGGCUGGCGUUACGGGCGGCGAAGCACUCACUCACGCGAGCAAAUCUGGAUACAGGCUUGUCUCUGGAGAUUGUCCAACAGUCGGUUAUGCGGGGGGUUACUCGUCUGGCGGUGGUCACGGUCUACUCAACAGCGUGCAUGGUCUCGCCGCAGACAACGUUCUCGAAUGGGAAGUCGUCACUGCAGAUGGCCGACAUCUCAUCGCCAGUCCAGAGCAAAACUCUGAUCUUUACUGGGCCAUGUCGGGCGGCGGCGGGGGAACCUUUGCCGUUGCACUAAGUAUGACGGCCAGAUUGCAUCCUGACGGUAUCGUUGGUGCGGCAAGUUUAAGCUUCAACGCCACAUCCGCCCCAAGUAACACUUCCUUUGUAUCUGCGCUGAACGCGUGGUGGAAAUUCCUCCCUUCUCUCGUUGAUGCGGGUGCAACACCUUCUUGGAACGUCUACACAGGUCACUUCCUCGUCCCCAAUACUACUGCGCCCGGGAGAACAGCUGCAGACAUGGACACGCUGUAUUUACCCUAUCUAUCCGAACUCAAGCGCCUCAACAUUCCCUACACUUAUACUUCGUACUCAGCACCCAACUAUUUCCAACAUUACAAUGACACAGACGGGCCACUCCCAUACGGGCCCUAUCAGGCAUCCCAACUUUUCAACAGCCGUCUCAUUCCCCGCAACAUCUCGGACGACCCAUCCGAACUAAUCGCCACAAUGCUAUCAAUGAGCGCUUUCGAUCCAGCCGCAAACUGGCAGUUUGGAUGCCUCGGCAUAAAUAUCAAUUCAUCAUCCAUUUCCAAUGCAGUAACCCCGCACUGGCGCUCUGCCAUCGCUAUUUGUCUAGAAUUCAGCCUCUACAACUGGACCGUUCCGGAAGAUGUCAUGGUGAAGCGCAGGGUGGAUUUGGCGGCUGUGAUACAUCCAGCAGUCGAAAAGGUGACGGUGGGAGGGGGUGCUUAUUUAAAUGAGGCGGAUCCAUUGGUCUAUCCAGAGGGAGAUAGUGCAAAGUGGCAGGAAGCGUUCUAUGGGAGUACUUAUGAGAGAUUGAGGGAGGUGAAGAGGACAUGGGAUCCGAGGGGGGUGUUUUAUUCGUAUUCGGCUGUGGGCAGUGAGGACUGGGUGCAGGAUGGGGAGGGAAGGUUAUGUAGGGUAUGA
Pyrenophora tritici-repentis Pt-1C-BFP is the source of this 1698-nucleotide messenger RNA. The record is from RefSeq and is a predicted model, not a curated record. NCBI's taxonomy places the organism in Eukaryota, Fungi, Ascomycota, Dothideomycetes, Pleosporales, Pleosporaceae.